GGGAGCGGAAGCGGCGCUCGGACGCGAUUAAAAUGGCGGCGGCGUGAAGUUGCAUGUUGUUGUGGGGGACCCCCAGCUGAGUCCGUUGGGAGGAACCGCCAGUUGCCGCCGCCGCUACCGCCGCCGCCGCCCUCUCCCCUGCCUCCCUCCCGCCCGCCCGCCAUGGCGGUGACCGUCACCCUGAAGACCCUCCAGCAGCAGACCUUCAAGAUCCGCAUGGAGCCUGACGAGACGGUCCGAGUUCUUAAGGAGAAGAUUGAGGCUGAAAAGGGCAAGGAAGCGUUCCCAGUGUCGGGACAGAAGCUUAUCUAUGCUGGCAAGAUCCUGAGUGAUGAUGUCCCUAUCAAGGAGUACAAGAUUGAUGAGAAGAACUUUGUGGUGGUGAUGGUCACCAAGAACAAAACAGGCUCAGGAGCUCCUGUCCCCUCACCAAGUGAGGCAGCGCCCCCAUCAGAGCCUACACCAUCCUCUGGACAGAUGCUGCUGCCUGGAGCAGCUACUGUUUCACCCCCACUAGGAACUCCAACAAGUGAGGAGAAGCCUCCUGAAGAGUCAGUGACUGUUUCCCCCCAGGAAUCAGUUGGCUCUGUUCCCUCUUCAGGUAGCAUGGGACGUGAAGAUGAUGCAGCUUCCACUUUAGUUACUGGCUCAGAGUAUGAGACAAUGCUGAAUGAAAUCAUGUCAAUGGGCUAUGAGCGAGAGCGGGUGGUGGCAGCUCUACGGGCCAGCUACAACAACCCUCACCGGGCUGUGGAAUACCUGCUAACGGGUAUCCCAGGUAGCCCAGAACCAGAGAGAGCCUCCAUCCAGGAGAGCCAACCCCAAGAGCAGUCGGCACCAGAAGGAGAGAACCCUCUGGAAUUUCUGCGAGACCAGCCCCAGUUCCAGAACAUGCGCCAGGUGAUCCAGCAGAACCCAGCUCUGCUCCCAGCCCUGCUCCAGCAGUUAGGCCAAGAGAACCCUCAGCUGCUGCAGCAAAUCAGCCAACACCAGGAGCAGUUCAUUCAGAUGCUCAAUGAACCACUGGGUGAAGUACCUGACAUCGCAGACAUUGAAGGAGAGAUGGGUGCUAUUGGGGAGGAAGCCCCUCAGAUGAAUUACAUCCAAGUCACGCCUCAGGAAAAAGAAGCCAUUGAAAGGUUAAAGGCCUUGGGCUUCCCUGAGAGCCUGGUGAUCCAGGCCUACUUUGCUUGCGAGAAGAAUGAGAACCUGGCGGCCAACUUCCUGCUGAGUCAGAACUUUGAUGACGAGUGAUAAAAGAAAAGAGUUUUAUAUAAAAUUCUCUAUAUAAAUAUUCGUUUAUUUAAAGGGGCACGUAUUGGGAUAUGGGGGAAUGGUAUGAUUUUAGAAUGUCCCAGGCAAUUUUGCUGGCUGGAGGAAAAUACUCUACCUUGGAAACUGGGCAGUUGGGGGAAAAGCAGAACUAAGGCACCUGCUCCUCUUUCCCUCCCCAAGAAACAAGGGCUGCAUUUGAGCCCAGCUGCAUCCCACGACAGUCCUUGGACUGGCAAGCAGGAUGUUCAGGGAAAGGUUGACAUGGCAGAUGGGUUCGAUUGGACCUCCUCCCAUCUGAGCUGACUGCGUGUGUGCAAACAGAUUGCUCUUUUGUUUGCAAAUCCUUCCCCCCUCCCUCCCCCCCCCACCAAUGCACAGUGCUACAAUGCCUAAAUAUGUCUGGGCUCAUCAGCUAAUUCUGUCAGUAGUAUUAUUCCCUUCCCUUUCCACUGGCCUUUGAAAGAAGCCCAGUGCUUCAUCCGUGUUCCAGAGAGCUGCUUGCACUAGGUGGGUGACCUGCCUUCUGAUGAUCUUUUUGAUAACUGUGCUUGCACUGAAGAGGCUGUGCCACGAUGGAGGAAUACCUUGUAAUGUUGCACAUAAACCCCUUUUCCCAGCCCUGGUAUUACCUUUCAUCCUCCUCUGCUAAGCAGUCACCCACCAUGUAACUGCAGCUCUUUGGCACUCUUCUUAAAUUAAUUCUCAGAAGUAGUACUGGAAACUGGGGCCUGGUGAAACGGUUGCCCUUUGGGGCACUUUGACUGUUUGAGUUUAUCCCACUUCCCAUGGCUACUCUGCAGAAUUGGAGAAGUGGCCGAACUGCCUUUGCCGUCUCGCUUCCCCAGACUUGCCUAAGCAGGGCUCAUCACUCAUGUAACACAUUGCUCAGCAGAGUUUAAUUUCAAAUUGUUUUAACAUUAACAUCUUGAAACGCGAGUCUUUUAAAAGCGGCUUUUUGGCACUCGUGUCCAUUGAAUGAAUUCCAUUUUUAACAUUUUCUGUGUUGUGGAAGUUUUAAGGAAAUUAAUAUUUUCUAGUAUUAACUUGAUUUACCUGUUGUUUGAAAGAUUCUUGCAUUUUAAGGACUCCCCCCCCCUUAAAGGAAACCCAUUAGUAUUGGGGAAUACAGAAUCUCUUUGUUAAACGUUGGGGGGGGGCGCUUUGCUUUUUUAAUUUGGUGGGAAAUAUCAAAUUGGCAUAUUUUCGCAAAUCUUUAUAGGAAAAUUUAAAAAAGGAAAAUUCUGCUUUGAUGUACCUUUUUGAAGCUUGAGUUUGAACUGACUGCACUUGAACAUAUCCUGAUUGAUCUCGCCAAGAAGCUGAUCUGGUACUUGGCUUCAGUCUCUAAUAUCCAGUGAAAUUGACCUUGAACUUGAGAUGCACAGGCACAGAACUGCAGAGUUUCCUCCAGUUUAGCUCAUCCUUCACCUUAUCAUAGGAAUGUUGGUCAAAAUUGUUGCUGGUUUGAACAUCAAUAAAACUGUCAGUAUCACCUGUCUAAACCCCCGUUUUCUUCGAUGAACCAUGAAAUUGACUACUGUCUUCCCCCUCUACCCUCAUAACAAUCCUGUCUCGAGUCCCACUCUUUCCUCAGCACAUGCCCACUGCAGAGGGAUCAGGAGUAUUGCCUCUAUGCCUCAAAAAUAAAUUCCGAAGCCAUAAA
Messenger RNA from Podarcis muralis (Common wall lizard), 2938 nucleotides. It is a transcript of the gene RAD23A, whose product is annotated as RAD23 nucleotide excision repair protein A. The record is from RefSeq and is a predicted model, not a curated record. Gene Ontology annotation, biological process: nucleotide-excision repair; proteasome-mediated ubiquitin-dependent protein catabolic process. NCBI's taxonomy places the organism in Eukaryota, Metazoa, Chordata, Lepidosauria, Squamata, Lacertidae. Gene Ontology annotation, molecular function: damaged DNA binding; proteasome binding; ubiquitin binding. Gene Ontology annotation, cellular component: nucleoplasm; cytosol.